AUAAUGAUUUUUCUCAAGCUUCGGUUUUCUUCUAUUGAUACAAUAAUUUUUUUUUUCGAACUCUCUAAUCAUUCAAAGAAAUCAGGUUUGCUUUUUUCCUUUACCCUCGAAAAUCUGUGUAUAUACUGUUUUGAUUAAAUUUUUCGGCGCUUUUCGAUCGUCGACCGAUUCGUUACGAUCAUGGGCUUACAAGACUCUGCGAUGGUUGGAUCGGAAUCGUCUGAUUUAUCGUCUGGGCGCUUUAGGGUUGCGGAAUUUAGGGGUUUUCUGUUGCGCGCUCUGUUUAUUGGGAAUAGUUAGGUUGUAUUGAUGCUUGUUUUUCUUGUUUGAAUUGACACUUCGAUGCCACAGUUAGUUGUGUCUGGAAUAUCGGGAUGUUUAUAUCGAUUCAAGGGACGUGAAUCAUGGAAUUUAGGGUUCUAUGGUGUGAAUUUUAUGUCGGGUCUUAGAUUGCUAAAGAUGAGUUUUUGGAUUGUUCUUUAUAUUACCUAUGGAUUUUUAGUUUCAGUUGCUUCAUUUUUUAUGUUUAUUCUGGAUUCAAGUAAAAUGUCUACAAGGAGGUGGAUUUGUGUUGGGAUUUCAUAUGUGGAAUCAAGAACAAGAAUCACCGGGUUUCGUCUUGGCCACAGAGUGCCGAUUGCUGUGAUUUGGUUUGAGAUUAAGAACUUCUUAGUAUGAAAUCUGUUGAUCUCCGCUGUGAUGAAGAUCUGUUUGAGGGUUCCUGUUUAUAAUCUUUGUUUAUCGCAUAUGGGUAGCUUCAGUCUUUGUAGUGGAAGCAGCAGACCUUUUGGUUUAGACUGCACCGAGUUGGUUCAGUUUCUGAUUGUUAUGCGACUCUUUGUUCGUCUAGUAAUCUGCGAUGGCGAUCAAAACGGCGAGGAAAGAAUCUGUCUUUGUUCGAAUUGGUCAAACGCCUUUGAAGAACCAAGUUUGCAUCUACUGGCUUGAAGGGAGAUGCAACAAGGACCCAUGUAGGUUCCUGCACAAACACAAAGAAUCUCUGCCUUCAGAAACUGGGAGACGGCCGCUGCCUAAUGCUAAUCAUUCCAAGACGUGGAGGAAUCCUAACCAUGACGGAUCUCGUAAGGAAGGAGUUAUAUCCAAUACUAAAAGUAAUCCUGGAAAGAGUGGUCAGAGAGAUCAAGGAAUGAAAACUGGUCGGGGUGGGAGUGAUCGUGUAGCAGUAGCACAGUGCCAAACAAAGGUUGUGACCGUUGUAAGAGACGUAUCAGAGAAACGCAUUGUUCAAAAAGCUCAGCCAAAGCAAUGCAAGUACUGGAUUACUGGCAAUUGUGUCUAUGGGGAGAAGUGCAAGGAUUUGCACUCAUGGUUUUUUGGUUCUGGAUUCACAAUGUUGGCAAAGUUAGAGGGGCAUACGAAGGCGAUAACUGGAAUUUCACUCCCCUUUGGCUGUGAAAAGCUGUAUUCGAGCAGCAAGGAUGGGACUGUUCGUGUGUGGGACAGCAACAAUGGUCAGUGCGUUGGUUCAGCGAUGAUCGGUGGUGGUGUUGGGUGUUUAGUUGCUGAAGGCCCAUUGCUGUUUGCUGGGUCGGAAAAUGUUGUGAAGGUAUGGAACCUCCAAAAUCAGACUGAGUUUUCUCUCGAUGGGGCAGUUGGAUCGGUUUGCAGCAUGAUCGUAGACGAGGAUAAGCUCUUUGCUGGAAUGGAGAAUGGUACCAUAAUGGUGUGGAAGUGGAAUCUUGCGACCAAUAUCCCGGAACCAGCUGCCAUGUUGAAGGAGCACGAAGGCGCUGUGCGUUCUCUUGUUGUUGGCGCUGGUCGGCUCUAUUCUGGUUCGAGGGACUGUACUAUAAAGGUAUGGGACCUACAAAACUUGCAGUGUUUGCAGACUCUGUGUGGGCAUACGAGAGACGUGGCAUCUGUUAUCUGCUGGGAUAGAUAUUUGUUAUCGGCUUCUCUCGACAAAACAUUGAAGAUUUGGGCUGCUACGGAAAGUGGGGCGAUAGAGGUGAUUCAUGAGAUUAGAGAUGAUCAUGAGCUCAUGGCUCUCUGUGGCAUACACGACGCAGAAGUAAAACCUAUUCUGCUUUGCUCGUUUAGCGACAGCACAGUCCGCCUCUACGACCUGCCUUCAUUUACGGAGAGGGGCCGGAUAUUUUCAAAGCGGGCAGUUGAAGUGAUUCGGAUUGGCACUGGCGGGCUGUUCUUCACCGGUGAUUCGACUGGAGAGGUUUCCAUCUGGAGAUUGCUUGGGACGCCGUGUGCAGCAGCAGCAUCAUGACGCGACUCUCCCUCAAAACGCGGUGUGUCGGGUGGGAUGGGAGGCUGUGGUAUUGUUCUUGUAGAUAAAUCUGCAGUUGUUGGAUUGGUUUUUUGUGAAAUCCUGCAAGUUUUUGGCCACCCUAAGUUAACCAAGUGAAGAUAUUUCGAAAUGUCAAUAUAUAUUAUUCAUUUUUAUGAUCA
Salvia miltiorrhiza (redroot sage) is the source of this 2424-nucleotide messenger RNA. Its product is annotated as zinc finger CCCH domain-containing protein 17-like. The transcript has 7 exons. The record is from RefSeq and is a predicted model, not a curated record. The coding region runs from base 860 to 2242 and encodes 460 amino acids. Gene Ontology annotation, molecular function: protein binding; metal ion binding. Lineage: Eukaryota; Viridiplantae; Streptophyta; Magnoliopsida; Lamiales; Lamiaceae.